This is a messenger RNA of Pogoniulus pusillus (Red-fronted tinkerbird), 2969 nucleotides long. RefSeq names its product oocyte zinc finger protein XlCOF6-like. The transcript is spliced from 3 exons. Gene Ontology annotation, cellular component: nucleus. NCBI's taxonomy places the organism in Eukaryota, Metazoa, Chordata, Aves, Piciformes, Lybiidae. The record is from RefSeq and is a predicted model, not a curated record. The coding region runs from base 1 to 1866 and encodes 621 amino acids. Gene Ontology annotation, biological process: regulation of transcription by RNA polymerase II. Gene Ontology annotation, molecular function: RNA polymerase II cis-regulatory region sequence-specific DNA binding; DNA-binding transcription factor activity, RNA polymerase II-specific.
AUGCUGGGUCCCAAGGUGGUCUCCAUAAGCCCUGAUGAUGAUGUCAACAUCAUCACCUUCACCUCACCAACACCAAGACUGGCUUGGCUGCUGCUGGCUCCAUCCGGCCUCGGGCAGUCGGGACCCGUGGAUGGCAGCAGACUGAGACCCUGCAGCAUGGAGCCGAAGAAGGAUCUGUGCCAGAGCCGCCCCGAGACCGAAAUGCAGCACGAAGGGAAAGAGAAGGAAGAGGAGGAGGAGGAGGAGGAGGAGGAGGAGGAGGAGGAGGAGGAGGAGGAGGAGGAGGAGGAGGAGGAGAAGAUAGCAGAGAAUGAGUUGGAGGAGGACCUGGAGGAAGAGGCCGAGGAAGAGAAAGAGCAGCAGGUUGAAGGUGAAGGUAAAGCUGCCGCGAACGCCUCUGUGCCAGGCGAGCAGUGCCCCGAGUGUGGGCAGAGCCUCCCGCCCGGCUGGCAGCCGGGGAAGCAGCAGUGCCCCCAGCCUGGCACCCAGCGCUUCAUCUGCAGCCACUGCGGCCAGAGGCGCUCCAGCCUCCGGCGGCGUCGGGGAGCAACGCAGCCGGACCCCAAGCUUCGGCUGGUGUGCGGCGAGUGUGGCAAGAGCUUUGCCAGAAACGAUUAUCUCAGACGUCACAGUCGCAUCCACACCGGGGAGAAGCCAUUCAGCUGUGAUGUCUGUGGCAAGAGCUUUGCCAGCGGCUCUAGUCUCCGCAGGCACCGGCAAACGCAUGCUGAGAAGAAGCCGUUCCCCUGCCGUGACUGUGGUAAGAGCUUCACCAACAGCACUGCUCUGAUUGAGCAUUGGCACGUGCACACCGGGGAGAAGCCAUACAGCUGCACUGUCUGUGGCAAGAGCUAUGCCAGCAGCUCUAAUCUCACCAAUCAUCGCCAAAAACAUGCUGGGAAGAAGUUCCCCUGUGGUGACUGCGGCAAGAGCUUCAGCAGCAAACCUGCUCUCAAUUUUCACCGCAACAUCCACACUGGGGAGAAGCCUUACAGCUGUGGUGAGUGUGGCAAGAGCUUCUACAGCAGUACUGCUCUCAGAGUACAUCGCCGAAACCAUGCUGGGGAGACAUUCCCCUGUGCUGAGAGUGGAAAGAGCUUCACUGUCAGGUCCCGCCUUAAGCGUCACUGCCUCACCCAUACCGGCGGGAAGCCGUACGUCUGCGAUGAGUGCGGCAAGAGCUUUGUCAGCAACGUUUCUCUCAGUUACCACCGCUUCUUGCACACCGGGGAGAAGCCGUACAGAUGUGGUGACUGCGGCAAGAGCUUUGUCCGCAGCUCUGCUCUCAUCUGUCACCGUUACCUCCACACCGAGGUCGGUCCAUACAGCUGCAGUGAGUGCAGCAAGAGCUUCAGCAGCAUCACUCACCUCAAAGACCACCAUCGCAUUCACACCGGGGAGAAGCCGUUCCACUGCGAUGACUGCGGCAAGAACUUCACCACCAAAUCCCAGCUGAGCAGUCACCGCCAUAUCCACAUCAGGGAGAAGCUGUAUGGCAGCAGUGAACCUGGCAAGAGGAUUCUCCACAGCUCUGCUCUCAGUCAUCACCGCCUCAACAACAUCGGAGUGAACCUGCACAUCUGCGGUGAGUGUGGCAAGACCUUCGGCAACAUCACUCAUCUCAAAGUUCACCACCGCAUUCACACUGGGGAGAAGCCAUUCCACUGUGGUGACUGUGGCAAGAACUUCACCACCAAAUCCCAGCUGACCAAUCACCACCGCAUCCACACCGGGGAGAAGCCGUACACCUGUGCCGACUGCGGCAAGAGCUUCCGGCAGAGCUACACCCUGACUAAGCACCUGCGCAGCCGCAGGCACCAGAAGAAGAACAGCAACAAAGCAUCCAAGAGUCCCCACUCCCAGUGAUGCCAGGAGGUGCCCAGCAGCCAUGUGCCCCUCCUGCCCUCCUGACAGUGCUGGUGCCAGGAUGCCCUGCUGGUAGAGCUGGCCCAACCGUAACCAUUCUGCCAUGAUUUGCUGUGCUGGGAUGUGUGGUUGCUCUCAGCCAGCACUGUCACCUCCACACUGGGGAGAAGCCAAACACCUGCAGUGACUGUGGCAAGAGCUUUACCAGCAGGUCUAUACACAGCCAUUCCUGUUGCCUCAACUCCACACAGAAGCCGUGGCUGCAGUGACUGCAGCAACAGCUUCACCACCAGUCCCAGCCUCACAAGCACCUCCUCUCCAUGCCCAGCUGAAGACGUAGAGCUGCGGUGACUGUGGUAAGAAAGAGCUUUGCCAACAGCUCUGCUCUCAGCUAUCACUGCCUUAUCUACACCGGGGAGACGCCGUACAACUGUGGUGCCGGUGGUAAGAAAGAGAUUUACCAAUAGCUCUGAUCUCAGCUAUCACUGCCUUAUCUACACCGAGGAGACGUCGUACAACUGUGGUGCUGGUGGCAAGAGGUUACAGCAGAACAUUGACCUUACCAAGCACCUGUGCAGCUGCAGCCACCAGACAAAGAAGAGUGGCAGCAAAGCCUCCAGGAGUCCCCACUCCCAGUGAUGCCAGGAGGUACCCAGCAGCCAUGGGCCCCUCCUGCCCACCUGACAACCCUGGUGCCAAGAUACACUGCUAGUAGAGCUACUCCAAGAGUGACCCUUCCGCCUGGUUUUGCUGUCCUGGGAUGUGGGGUUGCUGCACCAAUAGCACCAGUAACAGCAGUUGCUGCUGUGCCAUCCCCAGGCAGAGCACUCAAAUGUGCCUUGUUUGGGGGAGGGGGUCAGAGGGCAGAGCAGAGCGCUCUGAUGACUGGGGUGAGAUCUCUAAGCCGUGCUGGGUCCCAAGGUGGUCUCCAUAAGCUCUGAUGAUGAUGUCAACAUCAUCACCUUCACCUCUCCUCACCAACACCAAGACUGGCUUGGUACACUCAGGGAUUAAGCAAUUGUUGCAUGUUGCUGCAAGUUCCAUGGAAAAUGUGCCUGGAACAGGGAACAAUCCCAAUAAAAGAUUUACCAAGGCUCUUGCAA